Molecule: messenger RNA, 1281 nt
Organism: Momordica charantia (bitter melon)
Lineage: Eukaryota; Viridiplantae; Streptophyta; Magnoliopsida; Cucurbitales; Cucurbitaceae
Product: putative FCP1 homology domain-containing protein C1271.03c
Source: RefSeq, a predicted model, not a curated record
CCUCGCGCCCGCCUGCUUCCCAUUUACAUUCCCGCGUGCGUCUCUCUAAAAAUUUCGCUCUCAAUCUCUACAAUUUCAUCUCCAAGGCUCUCUCCGAUUCUCCCCCUUUCCUUCUUCAUCUUAUUUCUCCUUCGAUUCUCUUUGAUUUCUUACAGUUUUGCUAAUUCGAUCAACUGCGGGGAUGCGAAGCGACGUUCAGCACCAGUAAGACAGGGAUUGCGGAAGAGAAGGAAGGAUAGACAGACAGACAAUGUUGAAGUACCUUGACAAAUCGCAGGAUCCAAAUAUUAACCUACAUGAGAAGGACGUUCUGACUUGUGCCCAAGAUUCGAGUAAAAUGUCAUCCCCAAGACUUCUUAAUCAAAGUAAUACUGAAGAAGUAGCCGACAGUUUUCAACAGCUUUCCCUUGGUAUUGGCCAUAAAGAAGAAAAUGCCUUGUCGAUAUUCAAACCUCCACUUUCACGACCACCUCGCAGUCAGAAAAAACUUCUCAUUCUUGAUAUAAAUGGUGUGCUUGUCGAUAUUGUAAGUCCUUCUCCGAAGGAGAGGAAAGCAGACAUUAAUAUUGCUCGACGUGCAGUUUUCAAAAGACCUUUUUAUUUAGAUUUCUUGAAGUUCUGCUUUGAGCGAUUUGAAGUUGGCAUAUGGUCAUCAAGAAACAGGAAGAACGUGUCAAAAAUGGUUGAUUAUUUGAUAGGAGACAUGAAGCACAGAUUAUUAUUUUGUUGGGAUCUUUCGUACUGCACUGCUUCAGGAUUUAGUACUCUUGAAAACAAGCAUAAACAUCUAGUUUUCAAGGAACUGAGAAGACUUUGGGAGAAGCAGGACCCGAAUCUUCCAUGGGAACAGGGAGAUUAUAACGAAUCUAAUACGGUGUUGCUGGAUGAUUCACCAUACAAGGCGUUGCUUAAUCCUCCACAUACUGCAGUUUUUCCAUAUUCUUACACGUUUCUAGAUGAAAAAGAUACUUUGUUGGGUACAGGAGGGGCUCUUAGGGUUUAUUUAGAAGGAUUGGCUGAAGCUGAAAAUGUACAGAAGUAUGUGGUACGAAACCCAUUUGGUCAAACUCCCAUAUCAGAAGGAAGUGUAUCUUGGGACUUCUAUCACAUGGUUUUGCUCAACUUUCAUUCCUUUCCAUCAACUAUUUGAUUUCUUUUCUAUUGUUUUUGUGGGCUAAUUUGAAAGGUGUAACCAUCACAAGUUGUGAAGUAAUCAUGUAUUAAGUUAAACUUUUUUUUUCCUUCCUAACCAAAAUGAAUGAAAGUCAACAAAUUAUUGCA